GAUACCCAAGGAAGGACUACGAAUCCCAGCAAGCAGUUCGUGGCGUGAGGGCGCAGGAGGAGGAGCUCAGAGCCGUUGGGCCCCGCGGAGCCAGGCAGCGGCAGCGGCAGCACCCGACGGGGGUGACCAUGGGGAAGCGUUACUUCUGCGACUACUGCGACCGCUCCUUCCAGGACAACCUCCACAACCGCAAGAAGCACCUGAACGGGCUGCAGCACCUCAAGGCCAAGAAGCUCUGGUACGACAUGUUCCGAGAUGCAGCUGCCAUCUUGCUGGAUGAACAGAACAAGCGGCCCUGCAGGAAGUUUCUACUGACAGGCCAGUGCGACUUUGGCUCCAACUGCAGAUUUUCCCACAUGUCAGAGCGAGACCUGCAGGAGCUGAGUAUGCAGGUGGAGGAGGAGAGGCGGGCCAGGGAGUGGCCACUAGACGUCACCGAGCUCCCUGAGGUCCACGUGGAGGACUGGCUGGAGAAGAGAGCCCAGCGGCUGAGCUCGGCCCCAAGCAGCAGGGCUGAACCCAUCAGAGCCACUGUCUUCCAGUACCCAGUGGGCUGGCCACCAGUCCAGGAGCUUCCUCCAUCCCUGCGGGCACCCCCACCUGGGGGCUGGCCCCUGCAGCCCAGCGUCCAGUGGGGCUGAGUCCCUUAUCCCUGCCUAGUCAGCCCUCCAAUCAGCCACAAUCAAGAUAAGGGCUUGUACGGGGGACACCCAGGCCCCCUCCUGCUGCACCCCAUGGAGCAUCUGAAACUAAAGACUGGGCCUGGCCUGGCCUCUCUGAGGCCUAAGCGUCCUCCCCAACCAGGUGCAGCCCUGGUCCUGGCUCUGAGCCAGGCAGCUCCACCACCCCCACCCCAACAGGACAUCUUGAGAAGACUUCCUUCCAGAUGUUUAUAAAGAAAGUCUGUCACCACC
Molecule: messenger RNA, 914 nt
Organism: Balaenoptera acutorostrata (minke whale)
Lineage: Eukaryota; Metazoa; Chordata; Mammalia; Artiodactyla; Balaenopteridae
Gene: ZMAT5
Product: zinc finger matrin-type 5
Exons: 6
Coding region: 129-641 (170 amino acids)
Cellular component (GO): U12-type spliceosomal complex
Molecular function (GO): zinc ion binding
Source: RefSeq, a predicted model, not a curated record